Molecule: messenger RNA, 2824 nt
Organism: Cydia fagiglandana
Lineage: Eukaryota; Metazoa; Arthropoda; Insecta; Lepidoptera; Tortricidae
Product: mitochondrial coenzyme A diphosphatase NUDT8-like
Exons: 1
Coding region: 31-768 (245 amino acids)
Molecular function (GO): coenzyme A diphosphatase activity
Source: RefSeq, a predicted model, not a curated record
UCUUGAUAUAUUAAAUCUGCUCAAUUUUGUAUGUUUAGACUUUGGACUGCGAAAUAUGAGUUCAUAAUAACAAUAUUAUGUGUUGUACAAGUAAUGCUCAAGUCGUUGAUCAUGUCGCUUUCACCUCAAACCUUAUUAUCAGCCGCGACUCGUCAACGCUGUGUAUCGAAGUUAAAAGAACUGCCUUCGCUAGUCGUGAAUGAUGAAAAAGCUAGUGAAAGUGCGUCGGUGCUGGUGCCCUUAUGCGUGCACGAGGGCCAGGUAUGCCUACUGUACACGCUUCGAUCCUCAAACUUAAAAAAUCACAGCGGACAAGUGUCCUUCCCAGGAGGCAAGGCGGACGCGAACGAGACUAAUAUUGAUACAGCUUUAAGAGAAACUGAAGAAGAAAUCGGUAUUCCUCGCGACAGUGUGUACAUUUGGGGCUCAAUGCCACGAGUUCAAGGUCGAAAUAAGAACUUAGCCAUUAAUCCAAUAGUAGGAGAGAUAAGAAAUUUCGACAUAAAUAAAUUGCGUGAAAACCCAGAUGAAGUGGAAGAGGUUUUCUUAGUGCCCAUGCAGGCGUUUUGUGAUUCGAGCAACCAUGCUCACUGGGUGUGGAAGGGAAUGCAGCUGCCUAUGUUCCUGUACGGGCGGCACAAGAUAUGGGGCAUCACCGGGGCCAUAACACACAUGUUCCUGAACUGUUUAUUGCCUGAAAAUGAGUUUAAAGGAGGCUUUUCUAGGAAGAAGUUUGAACUGGAGGAGCUUAUGAAUUCUAAACUAUAAUUUACUGCCAUACAGACAAACUCAACAAGUGUUAUGAGCAUCAUUUUGGCCUAGUAUUUAAAUUAGUAUCCUGAAAUAAUUAUGGCGUCAGAUUCAGAACCGCCAGGAAUCUACAGUGUUUUGAGGUCAGAGAAUAGUUUUCAAUGUUUUUUGGGGUCUAAGUACAGGAUAUAGAUAGUUAAUGACUAAUGAAUAGCCAGUAACAAAAACUUUGUUUACAGAUGUAGUGCAUAAAUAUUUUCCAUCGUAUUUUCACAGAAACCUACUAACAUGUCUUGCUAUUUCAGUUAGUCUCAACAAGUAUUGGUACAAAAACUACUGACAUUGACUCAACAAGCAUGAGAAAUAUGAAUAUUUCCAAGAAACUAUGAUGGAAAACAAUUAUGCACUAGCACUACAUCUGUAUAAUAUUCUAUACUAUAAAAUACAAGAAAUGCUCAUGUUUUGUGUUAGCAAUGGUUAUGUGGACUAUUAGGGCCACUUGCACCAUCCCAUUAACCCGAGGUUAACCGGUUAAACCUUUAACCCAGUGUCAAAUUGUACUGGCAACCAUGGUAACUCCAGUUUUAACAGGUUAGCCCCAGGUAAGUAGAAUGAUGCAAGUAACCCUUAGUAUGGUUAAUUCUAUCCUCCUAAGGCCCAGUCAUACAAAUCAAAAAUCCAUAAUUUGCCACUGAAAUUUGAACCUUUAGUGCAGGGAAUAGAGUUGAUUUUGGUGUUGUUUGAAAAAAUGAACGAAACAAAACAAAUGCGACUCUGUUCCAAUUGAAUAUGAUUUAAAUUUCAUUGCACUUAAUAACUAUAGGUAGGACAUUGGGCUUUAGGAGGAUAUAAUAAUUAGACUUCAUUCAAUUAAAAAUAAGGGUAGGUAGGGUAUUUAAAAAGACAAAAUGAAAAGUUUUACUCACAUGUUGUGAAUAGUUGCUAUUUUACUAACUUAUUUAUUAGUUUACCACUAACCAGUAGUCAUAAUCAUACUGAUCUUUGGUUAGGUAUAUGGAUUAUAUAGGUAGGUACUUUUAACACAUUUGCUGCAGCAAAUAGUGUAGGUAUGGUGAAAUGUAUUUCCAUCAGUGAGAGUGUUAACAGAUAUUAGAAAAUUAUUUAUUUUAUUUUCCAUAAUGGCAUAAUAAAUGAAAUAUUAUUUAUUUUUAUACAAAUAAAUGUUAAUUUACAAUCUUUAUGUUUCAAUUUAUACUUUUAGAUUACAAACAAUAAAUUUCUUCUUCCUAAAGUGUAUUAAUGUACAUCAAGUCUAUUUGCCUAAUUUUAUAAUGUCAAAUAACUAGGUAAUUGACAAAUUCUAAUAUUAUAGUACUUUUCAAACAACAUGGGUAUGGUGACAAAUCUCCAUACAGUUUAUAACCUUAAAACGCAAAAUCACGCAAAAUUGUAUUCAGAUGACAUGUGUUACCAUAUGUACCGAUUUUGUAUGAAAAAUACUAUCGUCAAUGAAAAAGUAAAAUAAAAGAAAUAAUAUAGUAAAGUAAAAUAAAUCUAUUCAAAAUGGCAAUUGAAUUGAACAACGAUGAGACCCACAACUUUGAUUAACAAUCUUUAUUGGGUAAAACUUAAAAAAACUUGAUUUGCUGGAUGAGAGAAUAUAGUGUAAGUAUAUAUAGAGUGUCAUAGUAAAUUAUCUAGUCACACGAGUUUUACUGCCAUCUUUCGACAGAUGAUUAAAACUUUUAGAGCGCCAUUGGACUUUGAUCCUUAAUUCUUUCACUGAUAUGUGUUAAAUUUGCUAAAUAUCAACAAGGGUCGCCAUCUACUCGAGUAUAGGCCGAAGGUAUGCCAUCUUUUCGAACUAUUUUAGUGACAAAACUUAAUUUGUCAAUACGCCUCUUGACUCAACUAUAACCAUUUUACAUUCCUUUCGAGUCAUUCGAUUUCGAACCGUAAUUCUUACAGUGGAGAUGCGUUUUUGUUAUAAGUAGGAUGAUGGUAAGUAAGUUGCCGCUACGGACUAAAGGGUUAACGCAUUCACUGCCAGGGGGCGUGGCCUAGGAACAAACUUGUAUGACAGUGAACGCACAUGUGCGUUGGGGGCAGUGAA